Messenger RNA from Nothobranchius furzeri (turquoise killifish), 1485 nucleotides. The record is from RefSeq and is a predicted model, not a curated record. NCBI's taxonomy places the organism in Eukaryota, Metazoa, Chordata, Actinopteri, Cyprinodontiformes, Nothobranchiidae.
CAAGGGCGCUUAGCAGACUUCCUCAAAUCCAGGCAUUAGUUGUUUUAGCCGGUGAAUUGGUCUGUUUUUACACUUCCCCGUGUUUGAAGUCAGAGGGCGAGUUUUGUGUGCGCCUCCCCCUCCACACUGCAGCCUCUCCUCUUCCCCCGACACGUCAGGCUGCAUUACCCAGAGACACACCAGGCAGCCAGUUGGCAGCAAUUGGGGUUUUGAUCAGAAUGAUUUCUUUCACAAACAAUCAAAUUAGUUAAAAUGUCUCAUCUGGUUUGUAAACCACUAACAACCUCAUCAUUCUGUUUUGUUGCGUCCCCUCUUGUCCGUGUUGCUGAUUUUUACCCUCCUUUCCAGCUCUGUGCCCCAUCUUAUUGGGAAAAUGAGCUCACGUUGUUUCAAUUUUACUUGUUGGCAACGCUCUGCCUACCUCGCUCUCUUUUAUGCCCCUUUUCAGACACCCCUCCUUGAUUCUCUGGUGUGUUUUCACGACCUCUCUAGCUCGUCUUUCACGGCGGUUCUUAAAGGGCUUUUACCCAGAAGGAGUCGAGAUGAGGAGCGACAUGCUGGCUGAUUUCCAUUCGCCACUUAUCUAACAAGUGAUGGGCUUGGGGAAACCGGAUCCUGGAGAGUUUCUAAUGACAAUAACAAAUCCUGUCAGUAAGUGGAAACACUUCAUCGUGUGGUCAUUAGGGGGCGCCAGAGCUGUUCUCAGGUGUGCUAAACUCAAAGCUUCAGCUUGUCAGGCUGAGCUGCAAAUGAAAGAAAGCAAAAUGACAGACAUGCUUUCUUUUUUAAAGUAACUUUUCUUUGAUUCCUCCCAUCGGAACAUGUCAUGGUGCUGUUCACCAGCUCAGUUAUUUAUCCGUGCUGUUAGCGGCUGAAGUUACUGCGAGUGAUUGUCCACGUCAAGUCUGUUGUAUCUAAUCAGGUUUGAGAGGAUAAAUCCUCGUUUUGGAUUCCUUUUGGUCAGCGAGAAUAUCCGCGAUCACAUGUGGAAACAUCUGGAUGUGGGUUUGUGUUCAAUAGUAAAUUCUGGUUGGAGUCGUGCAUGUUUUAAAGUUGCAGUCACUGAUAUUGUUUAUGCCACAUAUGUUUAGAGACGGCCAUCUGCUGUACGUUUCACUGGAUGAAGUGGAAAGACUCAUGUGACUCGAGUGAAACGGGUCGACAAAGGAAGGGCGAGGCGUUUGGCUUCAUGUCACGAGUGGCUCUGCAGGCCGAGAAGAUGAACCAUCACCCAGAGUGGUUUAAUGUUUACAAUAAGGUCCAGAUUACGCUGACCACACAUGACUGUGGAGGCCUUUCCAAACGGGACAUCAAAAUGGCAAAGUUUAUUGAUAAAGUUGCUCUUUCCAUGUGAUGUUUUUGGGUUUUCACUCAUUCAAAACUCACCUGUUAUUGUUUCUUACAGAAUCUAUAAACAUAUAAUUUAACAUUUCCUUUUUGCUGCGCAUUGUAAUCAGAAUAAACCACUGAUGUUGUAUUCACUUA